AUGACUGUCAAAGCCAUAGACGACAGAACUCCGCUUCUGGAGUCGCAGGCCGGCAAGCCAGGGUACGUUACCUUCCCAGAGCUAGAACUAGAAGGGAUUUGGGUCCGGCCAAAGGGCUUCUGGUGGAUCGAAACAGCGCUCUGGGCCAACGUCUUCCUCUCGGGCUUCGACAGCACCAUCACGGCGUCGACGUACGCGCUCAUCGCGUCCGAGUUCGGCGCCGCCAACAACGCCGCCUGGCUUACGACGGCCUACCUCGUCACCUGUACCGCCUUCCAGCCCCUGUACGGCCGCCUCUCCGACGCCCUCGGCCGGAGGUCGUGCUUCUUCGCCUGUACCGCCGUCUUCAUGGCCGGGUGCCUGGGCUGCGCCCUCGCGCCCAGCAUGCUCUCGCUCGUGCUCAUGAGGGCGCUGACGGGGCUUGGGGGCGGCGGGUUGAUUACCAUGGCGACGAUCAUCAACUCGGACAUCAUCCCAUUCAGGAACCGAGGGAUGUACCAGGCCAUGCAGAACGUCCUUGUCGGAUUUGGGGCCAUAUCGGGUGCGUCGCUCGGCGGCGUGAUCGCCGAAGGCAUUGGCUGGCGGUGGUGCUUCCUCCUCCAAGUACCCGUGUCCUCGCUCGCCCUGCUCGUCGGCUAUGUCGCUCUGGAGAACCCCAUCCACAGCUUGAUCAGCCUCGCACCGGGCCAAGGGUUCUGGUCUGGUUUCCGAUACUUGGACAUCUCGGGUGCAUCGGUUCUGGUCCUCGCGCUUGUGGUGCAGCUCGUGGGACUCAGCUUCGGGGGCAACGAGUUCGAGUGGAGUAGCCUGCCGGUUAUUGGGAGCCUGGCUUUGAGCGUUGUCCUGAUUGCCUUGUUCGUCGUGAUUGAAGCGAGGACGAAAGCCAUCCCCGUGAUUCCGCUUCGCCUCUUGUGUGGCUGGCAGCCGGUUGCGGUCCAGUUGUCCAACUUGUUCUCGGGCAUGGCCUCUUAUGCGUAUCUCUUCAUGAUCCCCCUGUAUUUCCAAGCGGUUCGGGGCGAGUCGCCCGCCACGGUUGGAAUGCGCCUUAUUGUACCCUCGCUUGCCACGCCCAUCGGCGGUGUUAUUGCGGGUUCCAUGAUGCACCGAGGGUACCGCCUUUCUUAUAAUGUUCGGAUGGGCACAUCGAUGAUGCUCUUGGGCAAUGUAUUCGCUCUGAUGAUGGGGGACUGUGGCGGUCGGUGGAGGGAUGUGUUGUUUCUGGUGCCAGCGAACCUGGGCCUUGGGCUUACGAACCCAAGCCUGCUGUUUAGCUUCAUCUGUUUGUUCGAACACAAGGAACAAGCUGUGGCGACAUCAACCGUCUAUCUGAUUCGUUCCAUGGGGACCAUAUACGGCGUCACGUUGACCUCGGCCGUCGUGCAGAACACGCUGCUAUCCAGGUUACCCGCUGCCCUAGGCCCGAUCGAAGGACUCGAUGAGAUUGUCGAAAAGCUCCGACACUCAGUAUUCGCCUUGUCAGACCUUCCACCCGAGCUCCAAGCCGCAGCGAGGGCGGUGUAUGGCGAUGCUCUUCGUGUUGCGUUCUUCGCGUCCAGUUCGUUUGCGCUGUUGGCCUUUGUCUUUUCGUGGGCAGUCAAGAGUGGCAGCUUGAGGCGGAAGAAGUGCGCAUCUUGAAGGUGACCCCUGACAACGAUGCCACCUGGCUGUCUCUGAGCAUGGUUUGGUGAAG
This is a messenger RNA of Phialemonium atrogriseum, 1690 nucleotides long. Its product is annotated as major facilitator superfamily domain-containing protein. Bases 1 to 1635 code for a protein of 544 amino acids. Gene Ontology annotation, molecular function: basic amino acid transmembrane transporter activity. Gene Ontology annotation, cellular component: fungal-type vacuole membrane. The record is from RefSeq and is a predicted model, not a curated record. Gene Ontology annotation, biological process: basic amino acid transport; transmembrane transport. The transcript has 6 exons. NCBI's taxonomy places the organism in Eukaryota, Fungi, Ascomycota, Sordariomycetes, Cephalothecales, Cephalothecaceae.